AUGGGUGUUCCAGCUCUUUUCAGGUGGCUUUCAAGAAAGUACCCGAAAAUCAUAUCUCCCGUGGUGGAAGACGAGGGCGACGCCCAGUACGGUCGUGAACCUCAAUACCUGGACCCUAACCCAAAUGGCGAACUAGAUAACCUAUACUUGGAUAUGAACGGUAUUGUUCAUCCUUGUUCCCACCCUGAGCACAAACCGCCUCCUGAGACCGAGGACGAGAUGUUCUUGGACGUGUUCAAGUACACCGAUCGUGUCUUGAUGAUGGCUAGACCUAGAAAGGUGUUGGUUAUUGCCGUCGAUGGAGUGGCGCCAAGGGCAAAGAUGAAUCAACAGAGAGCUAGAAGAUUUCGUGCUGCACAGGAUGCGAAGAUACACGAUGAAGAGAUGGAGAGGCAGAUAGCUGAUGCUGAAGCUCGCGGUGAGAUCAUUGAGCAAUCGAUCAAGGGUAAAAAGAAGUGGGAUUCUAACGCAAUCACUCCCGGUACACCCUUCAUGGACGGUUUAGCUGCAGCUUUGAGAUACUGGGUGGCCUACAAACUAGCUUCUGACCCAGGCUGGAAGGACUUGCAGGUGAUUAUUAGUGAUGCUACGGUGCCUGGUGAAGGUGAGCAUAAGCUUAUGAGCUUCAUCAGAUCGCAGCGUUCUGAUCCUCUGCAUGAUCCUAACACAAAACAUUGCAUCUAUGGUCUUGAUGCUGAUCUUAUCUUCUUGGGUUUGGCUACUCAUGAACCACAUUUUAGAGUUUUAAGAGAGGAUGUAUUUGCUCAAGGGGGAGGGUCCAGAAAUUUGAGAAUUUCCGAUCAAAUGAACAUGACCGCAGAAGAGAAGAAGGCAUUGGAUGCCAAAGAUGCAAAGAAGCCGUUUUUAUGGCUUCAUGUCAACGUGCUCCGAGAGUAUUUGGAAGUGGAGUUGAAGGUGAGAAUGGGUCCUCAAUGGGACUUAGAAAGGGCAAUUGACGACUGGGUGUUCAUGUGUUUCUUUGUUGGAAAUGAUUUUUUGCCCCAUUUGCCCUCCUUGAGUGUUCGUGAUAAUGGUAUUGAUAUCUUGGUAGGAUGCUGGAAACUGAUCAUAUCAAGGGUCAGUGAUUACUUAACAUGUGAUGGUAAGCUCAAUCUUGAUGCAGUUGAACAACUUCUUAAGGCUCUUUCGGUUAAGGAAGAUGACAUCUUGCGGAGGAGACACGAGAACGAGCAGCGUUAUCAGCAUAAUGACAAGAGAAGAAAGAUUGCGCAAGACGAAGAGAAAAGUUUGCGUGCUCAAUACCUUUCCACUGUUUCAAAAGGUAAGGAGAAGGCGCCUAUUACAGCUGAUCAGAGUAUGCCUCUCAUGGAUACGUCGGGUAAGCUUGUUGAUGGCUAUGCACAGCUUUCGAAUAAGGACAUUGUCCACAAUCGUGACAUAAUAACGAAAGCUAACAUGGCUAAUGCUGAUGCUGCUGCUGCACUCAAAAAGCUUCUAAAUCAGAAAAGCGGAGGCUCUCCAGAAAAAUCAGAAACCCAGAGCGACGCGGAACAAUCUGAAACUAAUAAAAGGACUGCAAGCGACAUGGAGUCGACAGAGCUUUCAGAAGAAGAUCCCGAUGAGGAUCAAGUAAGAGAAUGGGAACCAGGAUACAAAGAGCGGUAUUACAAGAUAAAAUUCGACUUGUCGACUAAGGAAGAGAUUGAUAAACAAAGGAAAGACCUCGUCUACUCAUAUAUUGAAGGUGUUUCUUGGGUACUUUUGUAUUAUUAUCAGGGAUGCCCUUCAUGGCAAUGGUAUUAUCCAUACCACUAUGCUCCAUUUGCUGCUGAUUUCACGGACUUGAGAGAGCUCUUUGGAAAUCAAGGUGUUAAAUUCGUUCAGGGUGAGCCCUUCAGCCCUUACGAACAGCUUAUGUCUGUUUUACCAGCUGCUUCUGGCCAUGCUUUGCCUGAGGUGUUCAGAGAACUUAUGUCAAGCCCCGACAGUGAAAUCAUAGAUUUUUACCCAGAAAAUUUCAAAAUUGACAUGAAUGGUGCCAAGAUGAGCUGGCAGGGUAUUGCACUUUUACCUUUCAUCGAUGAACACAGGCUUCUUACCGCAGUGCGUGGAAAGUACGACUUGUUGACAGACGCUGAGAAGGAGCGCAACACGAAUAAAGAAGCGCAGCUUUUCAUCUCGAGCAAAAACAAAAACUACAAGAAAUUCUUGCAUGCAUUUGAGGAAGAUCAGAUUGUGUCUUUCGAAGCUGUCAAAACCGGUCUUGCGGGUAUUGUCAAACCAGUACUGACAUACUCUCCUGAUGGAGAAAUGAAGUUUCCUCUUAAGGAAGGAGAAAUGCCUGACGUUUCGAACGCAGCAUAUUUGAUGUCGUGGUAUAACUUCCCUAAGACUACCCCAGGAAAAUCAAUGAUACUCAAUGGCUACAUACCUCACGCCAAAGUGCUUACAGAGGAUGAUAAGUAUGCCCUCACAAGUAGACAGCGAAAUGGACCGCGCUUCCAGAAUGUUUCUGAUUAUGUUAACAAGGGUCCAAAAGGCAAGGAUGAUUACAUGAUGUACGAUAUGAGACAAGGGGGAUAUCGGUCACUUCCCUACAUUGGUAGUCAGCCGGGCCCUAACCGUGGAAGAGGCGGUGGAUUUGGUGGUCGUGGGACCUACAACAAUCGUGGCAAUAGAGGCGGGUAUAAUGGCAGAGGCGGGUACCAAAAUCAGGGUCAGCAUUACAACAAUUACGGCAACAACUACAACAAUAACUACAAUAACUACAAUCAGAAUUAUCCCAAUAAAGGGUAUAAUGCCGGGAAUAAUCACAACUCAGGAUACAAUGAUUAUGGCUCGCAAAGUUAUCAAAAUAAGUCAACUUAUCAAAGAUACCAGGGUCAAAAUUAUAACCAGAAUUACAAUCAGGGCUAUCAUCAGACCCCCAAUCAAAAUUAUAAUCAGAAUCAUAAUCAAGGAUACAACCAGAACUACAAUCAAGGAUUUAAUCAAGGAUACAAUCAGGGCUAUCAGGGACAGCAGAAUCAAGGUUUCAAUAACCAUAACAGUUUUGGAGGUGCUUAUAAGAGAAGCGGUUACGAUAGGAGAUGA
Candidozyma auris is the source of this 3054-nucleotide messenger RNA. RefSeq names its product ssRNA exonuclease RAT1 (gene RAT1). The coding region runs from base 1 to 3054 and encodes 1017 amino acids. The transcript has a single exon. The record is from RefSeq and is a predicted model, not a curated record. Gene Ontology annotation, cellular component: nucleus. Lineage: Eukaryota; Fungi; Ascomycota; Pichiomycetes; Serinales; Metschnikowiaceae. Gene Ontology annotation, biological process: nuclear-transcribed mRNA catabolic process. Gene Ontology annotation, molecular function: 5'-3' RNA exonuclease activity; RNA binding.